Messenger RNA from Cutaneotrichosporon oleaginosum, 2436 nucleotides. RefSeq lists its product as uncharacterized. Gene Ontology annotation, molecular function: transcription cis-regulatory region binding; DNA-binding transcription factor activity, RNA polymerase II-specific; zinc ion binding. The record is from RefSeq and is a predicted model, not a curated record. NCBI's taxonomy places the organism in Eukaryota, Fungi, Basidiomycota, Tremellomycetes, Trichosporonales, Trichosporonaceae. Gene Ontology annotation, biological process: regulation of DNA-templated transcription; DNA-templated transcription. Gene Ontology annotation, cellular component: nucleus.
GUCGGCCUUUGCGCUGACCAACCGGUCUUGGUGGCUUAUCAACUCCCUCUGGCAUCGCCAGGUCCCACAAGCUGCUCGCACGUAGGCGGUAGCCAUCGCUUCCCUCCUCGGCGCUAUCGCUCAGAUGUUGGCGGGCUGGGGGUGAUCCGCAAAUGACGUGUCAGGAAAGCGGAACCCGCCGAAUCUUCCUCUUCUAUUUACACUAACCACAAUGGACGCCGCGGGCACGAGCAACGGCGACGCUGACUCGUACUCGGGCAGCGAGCUUCCGCCACACCGCAAGAGGCAUCAGCGCCACCUUCUCGCGUGCAUGGGGUGCCGGAAAAUCAAAACGCGAUGCCUGGGAAACGAAGACCAAGUUUCACCCUGCCAACGCUGUCAGAGGCUCAACCUUGAGUGUGUUUACGAACGCAAGCGACGCCGGCGAACAGACUCUGCCGCAGCCUCGCCCGUCCGUCCCUCGCCGGCGCCGAAGCCGGUCAUUGCACCCCGUGGAGACUCGCAUCCCCCUCCACCGCAGCCAGAGCAUCGCAAUCCGCCGCGUCGCGAGCCGCAAGCUGUCCACCUUCCUCCCGCGCCUCCUCAGCUGCCACAUCCCUCUGUCCUCCCUCGCUCCCGUUCCCAUCCCAAACCUCACGACCGCCCACCUCACCUUCAACGCCAUGCGCAUCGCCCUGCCCAUCACCACCGCGACGUCAUGUCAGAGUCGAGCGUUCGCUUCUCCACGCCCUCCGAGUCGUCUUCGUCAGUCGCCGCGUGCGCGUCCAAGCGCACCGACAUUCGAGAGUAUCUCGACCCACAGCUACCGCGAGAUGUAAACGGAAGCGACGCGCCACCAGAACUUCAGCCGCAGGAAGUGGACGACGGCGAGAAUCCUAUAACCCUCGGCCUGGUGACCAUACACGAGGCCGAGACGCUCCUCACUUUAUACAUGCAACAUCUGAACCCCAUGACGGCGACCCUCGACCCCUACCUCUACACGUUGCAGUAUUUACGCUCCGUGAGCCCUGUUCUCCUUUCCUCCCUUCUGGCGAUCUCGGCCAAGUUCUUCCGCAAACACCUCUACCGCGCCUUGUUAUCUCACGCCAACUCCGUGAUUGAUCGCGCCGUCGGCGUAGGUCAGUGCGACAUUGGUCUCAUCCAGAGCCUCAUCCUCCUUGUGUACUGGAAAGAUCCCACCGACGCCAGCAGCUGGGUCAAACUUGGGAUUGGCAUCCGUUUGGGAUACCAACUUGGCAUGCACAUCCCGCGGAAUGGGCCGCUGCCACUGACAGAGCUCGAGGCCCGCAAGGUUGCCAACCAAGAGCGGACAUGGUAUACUCUUUCUUCAUUUGACAGGCUUUACUCGGAUGUAUACUCGCUCCCGCCGACGGUCAAGCUUGAGGAGAUCCCCGAUGCUUUCCCCUGGGCCGAGGAGACGGCAUGCCUUGGGUGCGGCGACAUGCGUCACGCGUGCUCCUUUUCCUCCGCUUCAACCUAUAGGAUGUGGGUCAAGUAUCGCCGCAACCUCGCCACGAUGUCGCAAGACUUGGCGUGGGCGAUUCUCACAGAGCUGUAUGCCCAGAUUGAACAGCAUAUGAAACGAUGGUUCCCCCCGGAUCCUGCCACCGGCAAGAUCACCGAGUUCGAGCAGGUCUACCUCAAAUGGUUCGACCUGAAUCACCUGCUCAAGAUCAAAUGGCACAUGUUGGACCUCUGUGCGCCGUACGAGCGCGAUGCGAUGCUCAUCGACUGGCUCCACCUGGCAGAGUUGUUUACGCUGCAAACUGAGGCGCUGGGAAUGCGGAAUACCCUGCGAUAUCUGCAAGAUACGAGCGCGACUCACAUAUCCAGCUUUGGCGUAAUGGUGUACAACCUCUUCUCGCGCCUCCCGCACUACCAACGCCGCGUUGUGACGGGCUAUGUCAGCCGCCUCUCCAAGUGCUGCGACAGUGCGACGCUCGGCGAUGGGGAGACGGUCAUGGGUUAUGUGGGCCGCUUUAUGCAGCGGCUGCAGCUGGUGCUCCUCUCGUCAGAGGAGGAGCACGCGCUGCCGCCGAGCGAGGUGCCGCCGCCUGAGAACCCUGCCAAUGCUGGCGCAUCGCUGGACCUGGACGCGUUCUUCAUGGGGAUGCUUCAAAACGGCGCAGACCCGUUAGCCAACCUUGUGCCGGGGCAGGAGUUUUGGUUCGACCCGAACGUGAUCCUGUCGUAGCUUUGCCAGGUUGAUUGAGAUACGGAGUCGGCUCAUUCUUUCGGCCUGAUCUCGCAAACGGGCCGAUGCCUGCGCGUGGAUGAUACCCUCGUUCGUCCACUGGCCAGAUUCGUCGACUGUCCUGUUCCCAGCGCGUAGGUGGACCAGUGUCGAGGUAAUAUCCUCUUGCUACGGAUUAUGGCAACUCUGCGCUGAGAUCGCUGAGAUGUGCAUUGUUGUCAAGAUGAGAGUACGAGCACCCU